Molecule: messenger RNA, 1501 nt
Organism: Tachysurus fulvidraco (yellow catfish)
Lineage: Eukaryota; Metazoa; Chordata; Actinopteri; Siluriformes; Bagridae
Gene: f7i
Product: coagulation factor VIIi
Exons: 8
Coding region: 73-1422 (449 amino acids)
Biological process (GO): blood coagulation; proteolysis
Cellular component (GO): extracellular region
Molecular function (GO): serine-type endopeptidase activity; calcium ion binding
Source: RefSeq, a predicted model, not a curated record
ACCCUCGUAUCGAGCGCAGAGACUUUAUUUUCCCUGGAUGACCGUCAGUGUGGAGUCUCUGAGGGAAACAACAUGAAGAACGAAGCUCUUCUGGUGUUAUUGCUUUUUUAUCACGCUGUAUCCGGGACAGUGUUCUUGAGGAGAGACGAUGCUAACUCUGUGCUGAGGCGCUUCAGGCGCGCGAACUCAGGCUACCUCGAGGAGGUGAAGCAGGGAGACCUGGAGCGCGAGUGUAUCGAGGAGGUCUGUGACUACGAGGAGGCGCGCGAGGUGUUCGAGGACGACGUGCAAACGAAUCAGUUCUGGAUAUCAUAUAAUGCUCGUGAGCCCUGCUUGACAAAUCCAUGCAAAAACAAUGGGACCUGCAUAUAUUUGGGACAUUCCUACAUCUGCCAGUGCCAUGAAGGCUUUGAGGGCAAAUACUGUCAAGAAGCGAUUGAGGAUACUCUGAAGUGUCUUUAUAUGAAUGGUGGCUGUGAGCAGUUCUGUGACGGUUCAGGUCGCAGGAGAAAGUGCAGAUGUGCCCCAGGUUAUGAUCUUGGAGAAGACAGGAAGUCCUGCAUUGCUCAAGUUCAGUAUCCAUGUGGUAAGGCCCCACUGCACAAUACACAGACAGGCUUACUGCAGGCUGUGGGUGGAAAUCAGUGCCCGAAAGGCCACUGCCCUUGGCAGGUCCUUUUGAAAUAUGAUGGAGAGAGUCUCUGUGGAGGAGUUUUAGUGGACACUAACUGGAUCCUUACGGCUGGUCACUGUGUCAAUAAGACAGAUGUAAAAUAUAUGAAGGUUGUAGCAGGGGACCAUAAUAUCGAUAUGGUGGACGGCACAGAACAAGAGUUUUCCGUAUCACAAGUAAUUAUCCACGAGAGCUAUGACCCAGCAUCAGCAGACAGUGACUUGGCUCUUUUGCGGCUCAGCAAACCAGCGAAACUUUCAAAUUACACCGUUCCUAUCUGUUUACCAACUCCGGAGCUGGCCAAAAUGGAACUGGAUGCCGUUCGCUUCCACACCGUUAGCGGAUGGAGCCAGCACACCGAAGGAGGCAACAUUCGUAGCUCUCAGUCCUUAAAAAUCAUAUCCCCUGUACUCCGUAAGCUCGCUGUCCCAUUCCUGCCUAGAUCAGAGUGCUCUGUUAAGAGUGGGGUUAAUAUCACAGAUAACAUGUUCUGCGCCGGUUACUUUGAGGGCACCCAGGAGUCUUGUCGAGGAGAUGACGGCAGUCCUCUGAUUACUCAGUACAAGGACACUCAUUUCCUGACAGGGAUAGUGUCAUGGGGCAAAGGAUGUGACCAUCCAGGCUACUAUGCCAUAUACACCAAGGUUGCCAACUUCCUGGAUUGGAUUCAGCGUGGCAUGGCUAAACCAGUCGUCAAACCGGUUUCCAUCAAGGCAGCACCGAUUGCCGAGCAGUUCAUACAGACCUGAGCUUAGUUUGUUGAAGAUAAGAGUAAAUGUAAUCAGUUGCUGAUAUCAUUUUCUGAAAUAAAGAUAAAUUCAUAAUCAA